Habropoda laboriosa is the source of this 2667-nucleotide messenger RNA. Its product is annotated as WD repeat-containing protein 36. Gene Ontology annotation, biological process: rRNA processing. The transcript has 3 exons. Gene Ontology annotation, cellular component: Pwp2p-containing subcomplex of 90S preribosome; small-subunit processome. Lineage: Eukaryota; Metazoa; Arthropoda; Insecta; Hymenoptera; Apidae. The coding region runs from base 1 to 2667 and encodes 888 amino acids. Gene Ontology annotation, molecular function: protein binding. The record is from RefSeq and is a predicted model, not a curated record.
AUGGUACACAGUAAAAUAUUUUUAAGGAAUCGUGCAUUAGGAUACGUCAGUAAUCACAUUCCUCUUGUGACAAGAUAUAUUAAAAGGAGAAAAGAAAGUCUUAUAGUAACGUGUGUUGGUAAUGCAUUUCACACAUACGGUUCUUUGCAUUUCGCGUUACUUACUGUAUCAGGAACACAUCCAGGUGAAAUUACAUGUCUCGCAGGAGACUCUUUCCACAUUUAUACAGCAUGUGGAAAUGAAAUAUAUGCUUGGAGAAGAGGAACAGAGUUAAAGCAUACUUACAAAGGUCAUGAAUGCCCAGUACAUAUUAUGUUAGCCUUUGGUCCUCAUUUAAUUUCUAUUGAUGAAAGCAGCAUUUUAAAAAUAUGGGAUAUUAAGACAGAAGAGUUAACAGCAGAGCUUACCUUUAGCAACAAUGUCUUUAAAAUAACAACAUUAAUCCAUCCUGCUACUUAUAUGAACAAAGUAUUACUUGGAAGUGAACAGGGUCAAUUACAACUAUGGAAUUUAAAAGUUCUAAAAUCUAUUUAUACAUUUAAAGGAUGGAAUACCCCAAUAACUGUACUUGAGCAAGCUCCUGCAAUAGAUGUUGUAGCAAUAGGAUUAAAUGAUGGUAGAAUCAUACUACACAACUUGAAAUUUGAUGAAACUGUUUUUCAAUUAGUACAAGAUUGGGGUUCUGUAAUAUCAAUUAGUUUUCGAACAGAUGAACAUCCAAUCAUGGCUACAGGAAGCUUAGAUGGUCAUAUUAUUUUUUGGAAUUUAGAAGAGCGUAAAGUAGAAAGUCAAUUACAUAAAGCUCAUUUUGCAGCUGUAACAGGUUUAAAAUAUUUGCCCAAUGAGCCACUGUUAGUAUCAUCCUCUCCUGAUAAUUCUUUGAAAUUAUGGAUAUUUGACUUAGCUGAUGGAGCUGGCAGACUUUUAAGAAUUAGAGAGGCUCAUGCAGACCCUCCUACAGCCAUUCGUUUCUAUGGAAUUGAAGGCAACAGUAUAUUAACAGCUGGAAGUGAUUCUUCUUUGAGGGUAUUUUCUACAGUUACAGAAAUGUUAAACAAAAGUCUGGGAAGAGCAUCCUUUAACAGGAAAGCUGCAAAAAGGAGAGGAAGAGCUGUUGAAGAUCCUUUGAUGAUGCCACCAAUUACUGAAUUUGCUGCAGAAAUAGCAAGAGAAAAAGAAUGGGAUAAUAUUGCGGCAACACAUUCUGGCUUGGGUACAGUUACUACAUGGUCUUUUAAUCUGGGAAAAAUGGGAGAACACAAGCUAUUUCCAGAAAAGUUUAAAGGCAACCGUAAUGUUGUGGCAAGCAGUGUGUGUUUAACAAAAUGUGGGAAUUUUGUUGUUAUUGGAUAUAAUACAGGACAUGUAGAAAGGUUUAAUAUACAAUCAGGAAUUCACAGAGCUAGUUAUGGUACAGAUAAAGGAGCACAUCAAGGUCCUGUGAAAGGUGUAAUGACAGAUCCUUUAAAUCACACUGUAAUUACUGCUGGCAGAGAUACUUUCCUGAAGUUUUGGAGGUUUACACCAAAAACAGGAGACACAGAGCCAUAUACAAAGGUGACAUUGGAUGAGCCCAUUGUAUGGUUACGGUAUCACAAUGAAAGUUCCCUUAUAGCUGUAGCACUGGAAGAUUUUACCGUUGUAUUAGUAGAUCUCGAUACUAAAAAUAUCGUUCGACGUUUUGAGGGACAUGAAUCGCGAUUGACAGAUGCAAGUUUCAGUCCUGAUUCCAGAUGGCUAAUAACAGCAUCUAUGGAUUGUACAAUUCGCACAUGGGAUAUUCCUUCUUCAAACUUAAUAGAUAUUUUUCAGGUUCCAGAAGCUUGCACAUCAUUAAAUUUUUCUCCAACUGGAGAAUUUCUUGCUACAACACAUGUGUGUAAUAUAGGCAUAUAUUUAUGGUCCAACCGCACCCUUUAUUCUUACGUUUCAUUAAAAGCAGUGAAUAAAGACGAUCCAAUUCCAAUGAUUGGUCUUCCUGGCUCAGUAAUGGAAGCUACCGAUAUUAAUGAAGACGGACUCACUGAACUAGAACCGGAAUACGUAUCUCCAGAACAACUUCAAGAAGAUCUUAUUACAAUGUCUGGUUUUGCUCACUCGAGAUGGCAAAAUCUGUUAAAUAUAGAUAUUGUAAAGAAACGAAACAAACCCAAAGCGCCACCUAAAGUACCAGAAAAUGCUCCUUUCUUUCUGCCAACGAUUCCAUCGUUAGAUUUGAAAUUUGAUUUCUCGAAUGUUAAAGAUACGCAAUCGAAAAACACAUUUAUUACUCAUCCGGAACUGCAAAAUGUAACUCCAUUUAGCAAAUCCCUUUUAUCUGUUCAUAACGACGAAUUUGAAGAAGUUAUUGAAAAAUUAAAAAUGAUGAGUCCGAGUUCUAUUGACUUUGAAAUUCAAUCACUUUCAGCGGAUGAAAAAGUGUCGAACACCUUGUUACUUUAUUUUAUGAAAAUGAUGCACUACAUGAUUAAAAAAAAGACGGAUUUUGAAUUAGCGCAAGCUUAUUUAGCUGUAUUUUUAAAAUGGCACGGAACGAUAAUAACAGAAACCGAAUCGUUAAUGAAUUACUUAGAUACAUUACAAGAAACACAGGCGGAAAAUUGGUUUGUGUUACGAGAGAAAUUAUUUUAUAAUCUUAGCGUUGUACAAACUUUGAAAAACAUGUAA